This is a messenger RNA of Astrephomene gubernaculifera, 1452 nucleotides long. The record is from the annotation of a GenBank genome assembly. NCBI's taxonomy places the organism in Eukaryota, Viridiplantae, Chlorophyta, Chlorophyceae, Chlamydomonadales, Astrephomenaceae.
CUUACACAAUAACUACCUGACUAAGACGACCAAAAUCUUUAGUGUCCAUUUCCAUCGGUAACUGACUUAGUAUAGCGCAAGAUGGCGAAAACACGUCGUCGGAAGAAGCGGACCCACGUCGCCACAGACCAGAAUGAAGCUAAGAAACCCGACCCUAAGACAUUCGUCUUCAAGCGCGGCAAGCAAGGGUCCAUCUUGGCGGAUCUGGAGCAGGACGUUCGGCGCAUGAUGUUGCCCAACACCGCAGCGAACCUCAAGGAGUCCCGCCGUAACACGCUGCGCGACUUCGUGUCGGUGUGCGGCCCCCUGGGGGUCACCCACUUCGUCAUGCUGUCUGCCACCGACAACUCCUCCUACAUCAAGCUGGCCAAGACGCCCAGGGGCCCCACCAUGACCCUGCGCAUCAGGGGCUACUCGCUCAUCCGGGACGUGCAGGCAGCGGCCACCCGGCCCCGCGUGCCGGCGAACGCGUUCAAGACCGCCCCGCUGGUGGUGAUGAACGGCUUCAGCGGCAACGACACGUUGCGGCUGGUGACCACCAUGUUCCAGGGCAUGUUCCCGGCGCUCAACGUGCAGCGCACCAAGCUGAGCUCCUGCCAGCGGGUGGUGCUGCUGUCGAGGGACAAGGACACGGGCAUCAUCCGGUUGCGGCACUACGGCAUCUCGGUGGCUCCCUCGGGGCUGCGGAAGAGCGUCAAGGGUCUGCUGUCCCGCCGCGAGGUGCCCGACCUGAGCGGCUUCCGGGACGUGUCGGAGUUCGUGACCAAGAGCGGAUACGGAUCGGAGAGCGAGGGUGAGGACGCGGAGACCAGCCGAGUCACCCUGGCGUCCGACCUGGGUCGCGGCAACGUGGCCAGCCGGCAGAGCCGCGUGCGGCUGCACGAGAUGGGGCCGCGGCUGGAGCUGGAGCUGGUCAAGAUCGAGGAGGGUCUUUGCGAGGGCGCGGUGUUGUUCCACGCGCACGUGUCCAAGAGUGCGGAGGAGGCGGCAGAGCUGGCCAGCCGCAAGGACGAGAAGGAGAAGCUGCGGGCGGAGCGCAGGAAGCAGCAGGAGGCGAACGUGCGUCGCAAGGCUGCCGAGGCGGCUCGCAAGGCGGCUGCGCAUGCGGACGAGCUGCGGCAGCAAGGCAAGCUGCCCAAGGGGGAGAAGAUGUGGUGGGAGAAGGAGCCGACAGCCGGGUCGGAGGAGGAGGAGGAGGAGGAGGAGGAUGGGGAGGGAAGUGAGGAGGAGGAGGCGGCGGCGGGCGGAGAGCAGGAGGGAGGGGAGCAGGCGGAGGAGGGUGAGAAGAAGAAGGGCGGCAAGAAGGGAGGAGAGGAGCGGGCGGCGAAGAAGCGACGGAGGGACGCGGAGGAGGAGGAGGACGAUGAUGUGGCCUACUUCAGGGAGGAGGUGGGUCGCGACCCGGAGGCAGAUGAGAUGGUGGGAGGUCGCAAGGGCUUCCGCGGAGGGAGG